Sinocyclocheilus grahami is the source of this 3412-nucleotide messenger RNA. Its product is annotated as zinc finger CCHC domain-containing protein 14-like. Lineage: Eukaryota; Metazoa; Chordata; Actinopteri; Cypriniformes; Cyprinidae. The transcript is spliced from 11 exons. Bases 715 to 3282 code for a protein of 855 amino acids. The record is from RefSeq and is a predicted model, not a curated record. Gene Ontology annotation, molecular function: nucleic acid binding; phosphatidylinositol binding; zinc ion binding.
UACACUCAGUUCGUCUUACUCGACUUCACGACAGGAUAAUGAUAGGCAACGAAACCGUUGAUUAAUUCACUCGCGUGAAUGCAAAUAAAGCAGCGGAUAAAGUGUCACGUUUUUUUAAACAUAAAAAACGUUACUUCGGCGUCCGACAAAGGAAUAUACGGUUAUACUGACGUCCACACGACCACUCAAACUGUUACAAUUGUGGAGUUUUCCACACAAAAUGUUUAUUGCCCGACGACGGUUCCUUUGAGCGUGUACAGCAAUUGCGAUAGUAUCAUCUGGACAAAUCGGUAUAAUGGAUACUAUAAGAUCUGAAAGAAAUGUUCCUGUUUUAUAAUGUGUCCUGGAGUCUAUUGAAUAACUGGCUGACGUGGGGAUCACGCAGGGGGGCUGGCCGAAAAACGAGAGACACAGGCGGGCAGAGGGGCUGCGCCGCCGCGCGUCUGGGAUUACAGUAAACACAAGUUGUUUCUUUAAUAUCCUAAUAGGCUUUGACGAGAUAAUGCAUUUGCAGGCAUAUAAAACGCGAAGGAAACUAUGUAGUAUGUCUUCUUGUAGGGGUUCUGAGACGCUCAGACUCGCCACUGCCUAUAAGUUCAUGGAUGUUUACGUCAGUAAAUGAUUUGGAAGUUUGUAAAGUUUGUAAAGGCCAUCAACCAUUGCUUUAUGAACUGUGUUUUUAUUAUCUGAUGCAUUUUAUGAGUGCUGGCUAAGAUGGUUGAAAACAGAUGCUUUGUUCAGAGAGAGGAGGUUUACCGCUGGUUCUCCGUGUUGAGUUCGGCGCAGAGAGCUGAGUUCCUUUGCGGCCUUUUGGACCUCUGCGUUCCCAUUGAGCUACGCUUCCUCGGUUCGUGUUUGGAAGACCUAGCCCGAAAAGACUACCACUCUCUGAGGGAUGCAGAAAUCAAAGCCAACAACCCGGCUGACCUCGCCAACUUGACCAACAUCACGGAUGAGGUCGUGAGGAGCAAGCUGCUCGUCUCUCUCGCGCUCCUCAGCUCGGACAACCGCGUAGCGGCGGGAGUUUUGUUUCGGACCCUCACCCAUAUCGACACCAUCAUUAAUAACUACGGACUUCAGCUUAACGAUGGCCAGACGGGAGAGCAGUUUUUGCUCCUCUUCACCAUGGCUUCGAACCAUCCCGCCUUUAGUUUUCAUCAAAAGCAGGUGCUGAGGCAAGAGUUGACACAGAUCCAGGAGAUCCUACAGGUGACAGUUGGUGAGGCGCCGUCGACGUCACACGGGGGCGGGGCCAGCGCUGCUGCGCUCCCAAACGUGAGCGCGACCCCGACCUUCUCUUCCUACAUCACAACAUCCACCUUCAACUCUUGCCAGGCCGGAUGUCCGUGUUGCAAGACCGUGCAUCGGGAGGUCACAGGAGGGCAGACAGACGAAGGUUUGGGUCCUGAGAUCAUGCCGCAGAGUCCAUCACUCUUGUGCAAGGAAAUGCCACUCAAAGUGCAUGUCGGAAAACCCAGCAAAGAGUAUGUUGAAAGAAUUGAAGUAAGGGGAGUUGCACCCAAAUCAGACAAAUCAACAGAAUACAUCCUGGAGGCCUUGUGGUCCGACUGCACUUUGUCGACUGUCAGCAAAACCCCCCAGGAAGUGGUGGAGUUCAUCUCCCAGCUCUCUCAGCUCUUUCCCGAUGAAUGUCUGGAGAAACUUCUGCCCCAAAUGCCUGGACUUGAUUCCACUCAUGAAUUAGAUCCUCGAUGCUUGACCUCUCUUCCGCCUCAAGUUCUCAAACAUGACAAAGUCUGUUUCUUCUUCAGCACUUCGUCUGCACCUCAGCUCCCUACUAGCACAAUUUGUUUUCUUGUCAGAGAGAAGCUGGAGAAGAGAUACGUGGUGUCUCAGUUUCCUGUUUCAUGUAGUGGGGUUGCCAGAGUGAGCCCUUCCAGUCAUAUCGGAUCCCUGACACGCGCACACUCUGGAAGUGAGCUACGGGUAGAUGUUGAGAACAACUCGUUGCCCAUUCCACGGGACAGCAGUUGCUCCUCAGGCUAUUCCAGUGCUCCUUCCAGUCCAAUGACCCCUUUAUCACGUGACACUUCCUUCGACCGGGUUAAAGACCCUCACAGACGUUUAGAGUCUGGUUUGGAUCCUUGUGAGAAAGAGCGGUCAUGCUUUCUCCUCAAUCCUGUGGUAUCCACCGGUCCCAGCCGUCCCACUGCCCAAGUCCUACCGGUCCAGAACGAUCCCUCCCUCUGUCCCUCCCAAAUGAGUUUGCCCCCACCAUCCUUGCCCCUCCCCUCCCCAGGCCGCGUUCUCAACUCUCCCCGCAAACCUCGUCCACCCCCUCUCUGUUCAGAAGAACGUCCCAAACCGAUGGGGUCUGGGGUCACUGUGGGUGUCCGGCUGGAGAACAUCUUCCGUGGGUUGAAUCUUGAUGGUUCUCCGGGGCACCAGGACAUGUCGGUCCCCCGUGGGCCCCUCACAGUGCUUUGCUCCCCUCCAGGUCUCAUGGUGGAGACCAGCACUGCUCUCACCUCCACGUCUAACACCCUCCAUCAUGUUUCUCACCCACCCUUACACUUACAAGUGUCUUCUGUUCCACGCACAGGAUCGUACCCUUUCUCCACCUUGUCCUCCUGCCCGUCAUCGAGUUCCUCCACUAGACCCUCCUUCUCGCCUAUCAGUGGAGUUCCAAUAGCAACGACCAGCAACGUUCCCAUGGCGGCAGUACCCGGCAACACCUACUGCGUAAACAGUACAUCCGCAGUCACGCCCAGUUCUAGCCCAGCAUCCACAGAGAAUAGCGGCUACGCCUCAGUGCAAGCAAACAGCGCUAACUCCAGUUCCUCGUUGUGCGUUUGUAGCUCUUGCGGUUGUAGCGGUAACUGUGGCUCCUAUGGGGCACUUCCAGCUAGCUACGCCGGAUACUUUCCUCAUCCGUUUUCAGGAACGUCAGUAUUCACGUUAGGGCCUUUGCUUCAUUUCAGCCCCCUCCUUACAGGAAGUGGUACCGCCUCCCCCUUUUCCUACCCCUUGGUGGCCCCACCUAUUUACAACAGCAGUCUAUCACAUGACUCGCAGCAAAAUAUUGUGCUUCCACCAGUGCAGGGUUUUCUAGGGGGAGGGGGUGGUGUGUACCAGCCCCAUGGAAUGAUGGGAAACGGAAGCUCUGGGCAUAAGAAAACAGGGAAUGUGUCCUGCUAUAACUGUGGGCUGAGUGGGCAUCGAGCACAAGACUGCAAGCAGCCAGCAAUGGACUCUGCACAACAAGGGACGUUUCGUCUGAAAUAUUCCCCGCAGUCAGACAGCCAGGACUCAGGAGAUUAAAUGGUGCGAAUGAACUGUGUUGAACCUGCACCUUCCUCGGUGUGUAAAGACACUUGACGUACAUCCCAUCGGAUCAUACUUCAAAUGUCAACAAGGCAAGUAGGAUGUCGUUUCGAACACUGACUUACCC